Molecule: messenger RNA, 2247 nt
Organism: Condylura cristata (star-nosed mole)
Lineage: Eukaryota; Metazoa; Chordata; Mammalia; Eulipotyphla; Talpidae
Gene: PPP1R8
Product: protein phosphatase 1, regulatory subunit 8
Exons: 7
Coding region: 17-1072 (351 amino acids)
Cellular component (GO): nuclear speck
Molecular function (GO): mRNA binding; protein binding; protein serine/threonine phosphatase inhibitor activity
Source: RefSeq, a predicted model, not a curated record
GAGGGGGAGACGCAAGAUGGCGGCAGCCGCGAACUCCGGCUCCAGCCUCCCGCUGUUCGACUGCCCGACCUGGGCAGGUAAACCCCCACCUGGUUUACAUCUGGAUGUAGUCAAAGGAGACAAACUAAUUGAGAAACUGAUUAUUGAUGAGAAGAAGUAUUACUUAUUUGGGAGAAACCCUGAUUUGUGUGACUUUACCAUUGACCACCAGUCUUGCUCUCGGGUCCACGCUGCCUUGGUCUACCACAAGCAUCUGAAGAGAGUUUUCCUAAUAGAUCUCAACAGUACACACGGCACCUUCUUGGGUCACAUUCGGUUGGAGCCUCACAAGCCUCAGCAAAUUCCCAUCGACUCCACGGUCUCCUUUGGCGCGUCCACAAGAGCGUACACUCUGCGUGAGAAGCCUCAGACACUGCCAUCGGCUGUGAAAGGAGAUGAGAAGAUGGGUGGCGAGGAUGAUGAACUCAAGGGCUUACUGGGGCUUCCAGAGGAGGAGACCGAGCUUGAUAACCUGACAGAGUUCAACACUGCCCACAACAAGCGGAUUUCCACCCUUACCAUAGAGGAGGGGAAUCUGGACAUUCAGAGACCAAAGAGGAAGAGGAAGAACUCACGGGUGACUUUCAGUGAGGAUGAUGAGAUCAUCAACCCAGAGGAUGUGGAUCCCUCAGUUGGUCGCUUCCGGAACAUGGUGCAGACAGCAGUGGUCCCCGUCAAGAAGAAGCGGGUGGAGGGCCCUGGCUCCCUGGGCCUGGAGGAAACGGGGGGCAGGCGCAUACAGAACUUUGCUUUCAGUGGAGGACUCUACGGGGGCCUGCCCCCCACGCACAAUGAAGCUGGCUCCCAGCCUCAUGGCAUCCACGGGACAGCACUGAUUGGGGGCUUACCCAUGCCGUACCCCAACCUCGCCCCGGACGUGGACUUGACUCCCGUCGUCCCAUCAGCAGUGAACAUGAACCCUGCCCCGAACCCUGCCGUCUAUAACCCCGAAGCUGUCAACGAACCCAAAAAGAAGAAAUAUGCAAAAGAAGCUUGGCCGGGCAAGAAGCCCACACCUUCCUUACUGAUUUGAUAUUUUUGGUCAUGGAGAAGGGGGGUAGGGUGGGAUUGGGGUGAAGGGUGAUGGGGGAGUUAAUGAACUAGGGAGAAAACUUUCCAUGUGUGCAGUAUCGUCUUUCAGAAUGUCUCCUGGGGUCCUAACCAUGUACUAUUAAAACCGGGGUGGGUUGAACUAUCCUGUGAAGACCUGUCUUCAGAACACUUUCAGCGUGGAGAAGUGUUUCACAUUUUCCUUUGAAUAGACCGCCUGGCUUCUUCCGGGCUUUCCAUUACCUCCUUUUUCUUUUCUCCCUCUUCCUAAGAUAAUUUUUAUUUAAAAAUCACAUGCCCUGAGGAAAGACUCCAGGCUUUAAAGGUUGAAACCAGAGCUGUGAAGGCAUCACCUGCCUAACUUGGAUUCACUGUCCCUGCAAGCUGUAGGUGGCAGAAGCGUUGCCAAGGCUCUCGGGUCGGCUUUAAACUCUAAAAUGUUUUCCUGGGUCAGUGGUUUUGAGGUCCAGUAGCUAGUCUCUCCUGCCCUUUCUGUUGGACUGAGGACAUUUCGGUUUUCCUUGUGUGUGACCAGUGCCAUGGACACAGGUUGAUGGUUUUAAACUUGUUUGAAUUUUGCCUGUUUUUCUUGUCAUACCUGAGUACUCUUCUUACCUAAGUUCCUCAUUUGAUUCCAGAGAACUACCCUCUACUCUCAGACAUUACUUUUCUUCUCAAGUGUGCUGUGAAGGCGUUUUUUUUUUUUUUUUUUUUUUUUUUUUUUUUUUAAGGAUAUGGCCAGUUGGAGAAUUUCAUUUACAAGGGAAAUAGGUUUACUUUGCAAGGCGACCGCUGUCUCUGAGAGGACCUCUUUAGGUGUUGGCUUCGAGGCUCUCCCCCUCGACAGAGCUCUCGUUAUCCGGAACUCCAGGUAGACCUGGCUAACAGCACAGGAGACCAAGGUAGGAAACAUCGACAGGAGAUUUGUACAGAGAUUUGUACAUUUGUGUAAUAGGCCUUUUCAAGCUUUAUGUGUAGCUUUUUACCUGUAACCUUUAUUACACUGUAAAUUAAAUGUAACUUUUGUCAUUUGGGUGCUGUCUGACUCCGUCGCUAUCACCACUGCCACUAGGGAGCAGUUUUGGGGAGGAAAAGCUGUCAGACUUGGGAGGUGAUACUCUGUCCCCGUUUUAUUGCCACAAAUAAAGAUGUGCCUGA